This is a messenger RNA of Aspergillus fijiensis CBS 313.89, 580 nucleotides long. RefSeq lists its product as uncharacterized. The record is from RefSeq and is a predicted model, not a curated record. Bases 303 to 524 code for a protein of 73 amino acids. Lineage: Eukaryota; Fungi; Ascomycota; Eurotiomycetes; Eurotiales; Aspergillaceae. The transcript has 2 exons.
UGUUUAUGCAACCACUGAUUACACUGUCAUCGACAGUGCUGCUCAUGGUGUUCCACCGGUAGACGAUAGACGGUCGACUGAAUUCCCUGAGGAUCUCUGCAGGAUGGUCUUCCGGAUGCUUGGGCUCCAAGCGUUGGAGGUGUGUGUCUUUGGGCAUAAUGGACUCCUCUCAUCCCUUCAUCGCACAGCAGCCUAAUGCUAAUGCACUUUCCCUUCUCUCUCAGACGCUGCUCGUUCGUCAGGUUUGUCAACGAUGGCCGAAGUCCGCUGCGAAACCUUAAGACUGACCAAAGUCGCUCCUUAUGACAAAAAAGCUGCUCUCCAGCCGGACGUUUCACCGCGUCGUUGGGAAGGUCCAUGAACAAGUUGAACGUGUGAAACACGGCGUGCCUCCGCCAGAGACGCCCCGGAUUAGCAGCUCCGGCCGUCUCUCAAACCCUGAUUCUACCCCGAGAAGGUUCUGGGCAUACUUCAAGGAGGAGUGCCAGAAUCAAUUCAAAGGAAAGCCCACGGAGAAAUACUGAUCGGCGAGCUGGAAAUUCGACUGCGGAGGCUCAUAUCAACCAAUCUAUAUCCCUAU